GAUAAGCAUGUAAGUAUGUUUUCCCGUAAACAGUCACCAUUAGUCACUUUGUUUUUUGUAUAUCCUAGCUAUUUGAAAGAACCUUGCAAGGCGACACUGCUAAAGAUCAAAUUAUACAGUGAAUCCUUAGCCAGAUACGGCAAGUCACCAUACCUAUAUCCAUUAUAUGGUCUGGGAGAACUUCCUCAGGGGUUUGCCAGGUUAAGUGCGAUAUAUGGUGGCACCUACAUGCUGGAUAAGCCCAUAGAGGAAAUCAAAUAUGAUGAGAUGGGCCAAGUUUGUGGUGUAACUUCACAAGGUGAAACUGCCAGAACCAAAAUGGUGAUUGGUGAUCCUUCAUAUUUCCCGGACAAAGUGAAGAAGGAUGGACAGGUUGUUCGCUGCAUUUGUUUCCUGAAUAAGCCGCCUCCAAUUAUGGCCAAGGACGGUUCUAAAUCCUGCCAGAUCAUUAUUCCUCAAAACCAAGUCCACAGGAAGUCAGAUAUAUAUGUUUGUGUUGUGUCAUUUGCCCACAAUGUGGCACCUAAAGAUUACUACAUAGCUAUUGCGAGUACAACAGUUGAAACAAGCAAUCCUGAGGCAGAGCUGAAGCCUGGGCUUGACCUUCUUGGCCCAGUUCUAGACAAGUUUGUUUGUGUAAGCGACAAUUUUGUUCCAACGGAUGAUGGUAGUAAAUCUAAGGUGUUUAUCAGCACUUCAUACGAUGCCACCACACAUUUCGAGACAACAUGCCAGGAUAUUGUAGAUAUUUACAAGCGCUGCACAGGGGAAGACAUCGACUUCUCCACAGUCCAAAAAGAUUUGGAAGCCUGCACUGCAGAAUGAAGAGAAUAUUAUGGAACAUUUGCAGCUAAACGAAAGCCAGUCUAAAUCUCAAUGUGUAUUGGUUAUAUCAAAUUGUUCUUUAUUCAGUAUGAAUGUGUUCUGCCUUGUUCUGCUGGUAAGGAUUCAUGGAAGGCAUCCAAAAUUGAUGGAUUUCUUGAAUAAUCAUUGCUGUGCACAAUCCAAGUUAUUUUCUUUUUUUUUCCCAACCAUUUUCACAAUUUUUGUAUGUCUAUGUUACUCAGUUUCGAGUUGUUUGUUGUGGGAAAUGACUUGAAAUGUUUGAGAUGGGCGCAUUCAAGAUUGUCAAAGGUUUUUUCUUUUGGAGGGGUGGGGUGGGGUGCGUAGGGUACUGGAUGGUGGAAGAGAAGUGACAGUUACGCAUGUAUAGC
Molecule: messenger RNA, 1214 nt
Organism: Orbicella faveolata
Lineage: Eukaryota; Metazoa; Cnidaria; Anthozoa; Scleractinia; Merulinidae
Product: rab GDP dissociation inhibitor beta-like
Biological process (GO): vesicle-mediated transport; protein transport; small GTPase-mediated signal transduction
Cellular component (GO): cytoplasm
Molecular function (GO): Rab GDP-dissociation inhibitor activity
Source: RefSeq, a predicted model, not a curated record